AUGAAGUCACUCCAAUUCGCUCGUCGCAGGGCACUGCAAGGCCUCGUUGCGCCCCGUGCCUUUCAAAAUCCCGCAACAACCCAAUUAUUCAAGAGAUGCUUCAGUGCCACGCCAGCUGCCGCCUCCCAACUAGCUGGCCUUGAUCCGGCGAAACUUACAGUUUCAAAGACGAAUACCCCCAAAGAAUUGACUGCCCCGCAAGACCUGGUCUUUGGCAAGACAUUUACCGAUCAUAUGCUCUCUAUCGAAUGGACUGCAGCUGAGGGCUGGCAAACUCCCCGUAUUGUCCCUUAUCAGAACCUCAGUCUCGACCCGUCGGCUUGUGUUUUUCACUAUGCGUUUGAGUGUUUUGAGGGAAUGAAGGCCUACAAAGAUAAAGAUGAUCAGAUCCGCUUAUUCCGUCCGAACAAGAACAUGGCACGCCUGAACAAAUCUUCGUCGCGCAUCGCUCUGCCCUCCUUUGACGGCGAUGCUCUCACCAAGCUGAUUGGAGAAUUUGUGAAGUUGGAUAGCAGAUUCAUUCCAAGUGAACGGGGUUACUCACUGUACCUACGGCCAACGAUGAUUGGCACUCAAAAGACUCUUGGUGUGGGACCACCGGGAUCUGCUCUUCUGUUCGUGAUCGCAAGUCCCGUUGGUCCUUAUUACCCCACCGGCUUCAAGGCAAUUUCCUUGGAGGCUACCGACUAUGCCGUUCGAGCUUGGCCCGGUGGUGUUGGAGACAAGAAAUUGGGCGCUAACUACGCUCCUUGCGUCCUUCCUCAGCUGGAGGCUGCGUCCCGUGGCUUCCAGCAGAAUUUAUGGCUUUUUGGAGAAGAAGAAUACAUCACUGAGGUUGGCACCAUGAAUCUUUUCGUUGCAUUGAAGAACAAGGAGACCGGGCAGAAGGAAUUGGUCACUGCGCCUCUGGACGGCACUAUUCUCGAGGGCGUUACCAGAGACUCCGUGCUGGCGCUGGCUAGGGAAAGGCUAGUGCCUAAGGGCUGGACAAUCUCUGAGCGCAAGCUCAAGAUGUCCGAAGUCGCCGAAGCAGCUGAGGAGGGAAGAAUGCUUGAGGUAUUCGGUGCCGGCACUGCAGCUAUCGUGAGCCCUGUGCGGACAAUCAGCUACCGGGGUAAGUCGGUUGACUGCGGUCUGAAGGAGAAUGAGGAAGCUGGUGAAAUUGCUCUACAAAUGAAGAACUGGAUUGAAGGAAUUCAGUACGGUGAUGAGAGCCACCCUUGGAGGUAA
Messenger RNA from Aspergillus sclerotioniger CBS 115572, 1230 nucleotides. Its product is annotated as branched-chain amino acid aminotransferase, cytosolic. Gene Ontology annotation, cellular component: mitochondrion. Bases 1 to 1230 code for a protein of 409 amino acids. Gene Ontology annotation, biological process: L-valine biosynthetic process; L-leucine biosynthetic process. NCBI's taxonomy places the organism in Eukaryota, Fungi, Ascomycota, Eurotiomycetes, Eurotiales, Aspergillaceae. Gene Ontology annotation, molecular function: branched-chain-amino-acid:2-oxoglutarate transaminase activity. The record is from RefSeq and is a predicted model, not a curated record. The transcript has 3 exons.